This is a messenger RNA of Vanderwaltozyma polyspora DSM 70294, 819 nucleotides long. Its product is annotated as TLC domain-containing protein. The record is from RefSeq and is a predicted model, not a curated record. NCBI's taxonomy places the organism in Eukaryota, Fungi, Ascomycota, Saccharomycetes, Saccharomycetales, Saccharomycetaceae. The transcript has a single exon. Gene Ontology annotation, biological process: lipid homeostasis. Gene Ontology annotation, cellular component: endoplasmic reticulum; membrane. The coding region runs from base 1 to 819 and encodes 272 amino acids.
AUGGAAGUUGAUCCCUUUUUACAAUAUUCAUGGUAUCCUGAAUCUGACAACCUAUUUCUGCUUCAUCUCCAUGAAAUAUUCUUUUCAUAUUUGUUUUACCAAAUUUUAUCAUCAUUUAUAGUGCCAAUUGCCAAUAAACAAAUCUUUGGUCAUCAUUAUACAUCAAUUACAAGUGAAAAACUUAAAAUUGAUUUCGAUAUCCACAGUGUAUCUAUGGUACAAUGUACUAUUUCAUUAUUCUUAUUAGCUCCAGUACUAACUUUACCACUUGGAUUGAAUAUAGUUACAUACCAUGACCCUUACUGUUCUUUAGUAUCAGCAAUUACCAUUGGUUAUUUUGUUUGGGAUAUUAUCGUUUGUAUUCGUUAUUACAAUUUAUAUGGUCUUCAAUUCUUAAUCCAUGGUAUUAUAUCAUUCUAUGUUUUCUGCAUAACUUUAAUCCCAUUCUCACAACCAUGGAUUGGUAAAUUUUUAUUGUUUGAAGCAAGUACACCAUUUGUUAACAUCAAUUGGUACAUUAUUCAAUUGACAAAAACCGCUAAAGAUGGAAAAGCAGUAGUUCCAACCUGGUUCAACGUAUUGAACGGUAUAUUGCUAAUGGUGGUAUUCUUCCUUGUAAGAAUUGUUUGGGGGUUUACUGCAAUCACAUUAUUGGUAUUUGAAAUGUGGAAGAUUAGAGAUGAAUUACCAGUAUUACUGAGUAUUUCAUGUGUCUUAUUAAAUUUAGUGAUGGACUUCUUAAACGUCUUUUGGUUCUCUAAGAUGAUCAAGAUCGCAAAAAAAUUGGCUUCUUCACCAAAACAAGAUCAUAAAGAAUGA